CAAAAGUUAAAGCUAAGAGUUGUAAGAAAUGAGUAAUAAAGAAAAAUCCCUAUUGGAUCUUCCAUCUCCAAUCUUAUUACAAAUUCUCUCAACAUUACCUCCUACCACACUCUUAUACGUCAAAAUCGUCUCCAAAACUCUUCUAAACCUAAUCUUAGAUUCCGAAUUUUUAAAAUUGUCACGUUCAGUAUCUCCAGCUACCAUUAUCAUCCACCAAUUUAACUCUAAUAGGACCAACACGUUAAAGAUUUUGAAAUUCGCAGUCGAUUAUAACUUUGAUCAUGAUUCAAAUGUUCACCUUGAUCUGCAACUUUACUUUCCUGUUGAUCUAGUUUUCCUAGUUGGAUCUGUUCAUGGAUUUGUCUGUUUUAAUUACUUUUUCGGUAAUGUUGAUGGUAUUUACAUCCUCAAUCCAACAACAAGAGAAUAUAUCAUCCUUCCUGAACCACAACGGGUAAGAAAGUGGCCUAAUUUAGUUACUUAUGGCUUUGGUUUCGAUCCUGUUAGGUUCGAGUACAAAGUGGUCAGAAUUUACCAAGAGGAGAUUCGCGAUAGUGAUACUAAUGGUUUUCGUUAUUAUAAGUCUGAAGCACAAUUUUACACAAUUGGGAAAUGGUAUUGGAGAAGUAGUGUAGAACAUGUCAUGUUCUGUUUUGGAUGCAGGGCAUAUGGGGUGAAUCUAUAUGGAAGGAUUCAUUGGUUGGUUUCUGAUGCUAAUGGAAAUGAGUUAAUAUGUUCGUUUAAUUUGGAGAAUGACUUGUUUGAAUCAUUCCCAACUGCUCCAGGUUACACAUGACUUGUUUAUGUGUGUGUGAUAAUAAUGCGGAUACUCAUUUUG
This is a messenger RNA of Solanum lycopersicum (tomato), 838 nucleotides long. The record is from RefSeq and is a predicted model, not a curated record. NCBI's taxonomy places the organism in Eukaryota, Viridiplantae, Streptophyta, Magnoliopsida, Solanales, Solanaceae.